Messenger RNA from Coffea eugenioides, 2987 nucleotides. RefSeq lists its product as uncharacterized. Bases 237 to 2720 code for a protein of 827 amino acids. The record is from RefSeq and is a predicted model, not a curated record. The transcript has 6 exons. NCBI's taxonomy places the organism in Eukaryota, Viridiplantae, Streptophyta, Magnoliopsida, Gentianales, Rubiaceae.
CCCCUAUUAACUUCUGAGUUUUGUCCCUCAAGCUCUCCUGCCCAACAAACAAAGCAACUCCGCCUCCCCCCACCAUCAUCAUCGUCAUCGUCGUCGUCUCUCAGCUUAUCAUCAUAACCACCCACCGACCGGCAGCAGCCUCGGUAGCCGGCUGUAUCCUCAUUGAAUUGGGUGAUGGUAUCUUUUCAAAACACAGAAUUUUCAUCCCUGUUUGAGGAAGGUAGCAUAUAUGCACUAUGGAUCUAAAAUCCAAAGGUAGAACAUGGGUUGGUAACAUAUACCACAAGUUUGAGGCUAUCUGCCAGGAGGUUGAUGAUUUUGUGAAUAAGGAUACCAGUAAAUAUGUGGAGAAUGAAGUGCAAACAGUUGGUGAAAGUGUGAAUAAAAUAUGUCCUAAUGUGGUGCAUGAUUUUCACCCUUAUUUGGAGGAUAAUAAACAAGCAAAAGCUCAAGGAGGGACCAGAACGCAAAAUGAUGUCGAAAGGACCAGUUUUAAAUCUAGGGUAGCCUUCAAAGAAAAGCAUAGACAUGUCAGUGAAAAGAAAUCAUCUAAGGAGCAGGACAGGUUUGAUGUUAAAGGUUGUGAUCCAAAUGAAGUGGACCAUCUAGGGCAAUUCAGCCCUCCUCCUGCUUCAGAUUCUGCUCAAGUUGCAGAAAAAGACUCACAUUGGAAAGAAACUAGUGAUGCAGCUAUCUGUAGUAACACGGAGUUGGUUCUUCAGGAGAAUGUGGGAUGGGAGGAUUACUCUGCAAGUAGUUAUCUAAAUUUUCCUAGAGCAGAAUAUUCAUCUAAAUUGCCAUUGUGUCCGAGAGAUAAUCUACUUAUUGAUAAUUUGGAGUCUCCUGUUGAUGGAAUUUUAUAUGGGCCAUCAGAAAUUUCUAAUGAAGAAUACUUGAGAAAUAGUAUCCUGGAUGAGUUUUCUUCAAGAAUUUUUGUUCAGGGUGUGGGUCUUAGGACUUCGGAGAUGGACAGGAUGACAUGCAGUAGCACAGAUCUUUCUAAGGAAUCAGAAACUGGCUUGUUUCUUGAACAAGACGGUGAAUCUACAAUAUACAAGAAGUUGGAGAUAGUGGCUGAAGAGAAUGCCAAAGUUAAGGAGCAUCAUGCUUCUGAACUUGCAAGUUCUCUUGAGGGUAAGAAUUCGUGGGAGCUAUUAUGGACACAGGAACAGCAUCCAGUGGGUUUGGAAGACAAAAAUUCAUCUUUUAGGUCUUCAGCUGAUGAGGAUCAUAAAAUUCCUGAUCUAGAGAAAUGUUCUCCAGAAACUUUGGUUCCUAAUACUGUGCUUAGAGUUGUUCCAGUCAAACAGGUAGCUGAUGAUAAUGCAGAACCUGCUGAUGAAGCAGUAGUGAACCUGUCUUCACAACAUGAUGAUCAUGUAGAAUUCAUAAAAUGUGGUACGGGUCUUGAAGCAAAUGUUAGAAAGGAGCAUUUGGUGGUUGAUAAUAGAGGUUGCCUUAGUCAUGAAAGUUCGUCUGAUUUGUCAUUACAUCCAAGGGAGAAGCAUCCUGAUGCUGAGGAUUCAAAUUUGCUGCAGGACAAAAGUUUGUAUAAAUCUUUACCUAUUUCUACAGAUGAAGAUUAUUGGUCAACCAUUCCAGCCAAGUUAUCACCGGAAACUUCAGUUAAUGACGAAAUUCUCAGACCUUUCCAACAGAAAGAGGGAGAAUGUAAUAGCCCACAAUGUUCUAAUGAAACUAAAACUGACUUGUCUUUAGAUUGUUACCGUUCAUGCAUGUCCUCGGAUUUCAGUUUUGACAAGAAUUGCUUGGUGGAGAAACAUGCAUCUUCAGAACAUUUAAGGUUUCCUGAAUGUUCAAGGAAGCUCCACGUGGAGACUGAUGAGCUGAGUUCUCUAAAUAGUGGAUAUUCAUCUGGAUUAUCACUAAUAUAUAGGACUGAAGGUCAUAGAAAUACCAUGCCCACUAAGAUGUCACCAGUUAAUUCAGUUAAUGAUGCAGGGUUAAGUGCCUCCCAGAAGGAUAAGACGAUGUGCAAUAACCUUUCGGAUGUUUUGAGUACUAACCCAUCAUCUGAACUAGCGUCUUCAGGAAUUUCUUGGAAGCAUAAAUUAGCUGAGACAGAAGCUUCAAGUUCUUCCAUGUCGACAGAACUUUUAGACCCGCCAGAAUUUUCACAUGGAAAUUGUACUAAGAAGACAGAGGAAGUCUGUUGUGAUUAUACUGAUUCCGGUGGUUCUGCGUCAACACUAUCCAGCAGUUCUUGUGCAUCCUUAUUUGGUUUGACCUCUAGGAACAAGGAUGUAAACCUGGUUCCUGCAUUCCCAAGGACUUCCUCAUCUGCAGAUUCCUCCAGUACUGAUAAAUCUAUGCUUGAUUCUUUUGGGAAUAAGCUUCAACAAUCCUUCGAAGGGAUAGUGGAUGACUCUGUUAGUGAUAUUUCCGAUGCUGACAUGGAGACUAUCGAUCUCUCUGAUAAAGCAAAACUUGAGGAAAGCUGUGUUAUUGUGGAUAAUGAGCUACUGUAUGCCGCCUCCUGCAGACCAAGAAAAUUUAGAUCAUACAGGAAACUGAUACAGGAGGCUUUUGCUUCAAGAAAGAGAAUAAUAAAGGAGUAUGAGCAGUUGUCAAUUUGGUAUGGAGACAUUGAUUCAGAUACCAGCUUCCAUUCAGAUCAGCAUCUUUCACCCCAUAUGACAUCUGCAUCAAGACCCUCACAAGCACGUGAUUUGGGUGAGUCAGAAUGGGAGCUUCUCUAAGUUCCUUUGCUCCUCAGUGAAGAUGCUCGGAGCUUUCUUUCAUGGGCUGAUGAAUCUCCGGCUAUCCUACGUCUUGAGGCGGUUCAAUUUCUUGUAAGGUCUUUUGUAGCAACUGAGAGUAAACAACUCAAAAAAACUUCUUCUUUAAACCAUGAGAUGAUGGUUCUUCUUUUGCCAGUCCAGCAUUGGCAGCGACUGGAUUGUAAAUAAAUGUUAAGAUCACACACAUUCACACACCAAAAUAUAAUACAAAAAGUUCUUCUAAUC